Messenger RNA from Punctularia strigosozonata HHB-11173 SS5, 1506 nucleotides. RefSeq lists its product as uncharacterized. NCBI's taxonomy places the organism in Eukaryota, Fungi, Basidiomycota, Agaricomycetes, Corticiales, Punctulariaceae. The coding region runs from base 1 to 1506 and encodes 501 amino acids. The record is from RefSeq and is a predicted model, not a curated record. The transcript has 2 exons.
AUGACACAUACAUACAACCUCCGCGCUCAGCAGUCGCAUCGUCAUUCCUCUCCUCAACCAACUACACAGACCGCGACAACUCGUAGAGCGAAAGACACCCGAAAAGAGCCCGCACCUUCGAAUCCUCAGAAGAAGGUCGCCGCUCGAACCAAUACCCCUCAGCUCACGCGACAAAGCAAACGAAGUAGACCUGCAGAACCCAGUGAAGAGCGCGCUCGAAAGCGACGUCGGCCGAAUGCUGAAUCAGCAGUCUUGGGCGCUGGUUCGCAGACGAGAUUGACAGAAGAGAAAGUCGACCUCCCUUCUCCUACGCGAAAAACAAAACGAAGUCGACUUCCCGAACCCAACGAAGAGCGCGCUCAGAAACGUCGUCGGCCGGAUGCUGUGUCUGUCAUAUUGGAUGUCGAUCCUGAAACGAAAUCACCGGAAGAGAGGAGCGACCUCAAACGUUCUGCGGUGAAACUGAGCCGCCUACGAAGAGAUGCGACGGAUGUUUGGAGGAUAGUAGCUCAGACGGAAGAGCUCAUAGUGCGCGCCAUCACUAGCGCCAGGGUUUUGCUCUCGGAUGUUGUCCAUCUGGACGCUCGCGAAGAAUCUUCAGUGGAGCAUGGCGCGCUCGAGGACAGAUCUGUACAACCCGAGCUCCUGAGGGAGAGGCUUGAUACCGUAUCCUCGAUAGCCGUACCCCCGCCGGCUGACGCACGGAAGGUCACUGAGGAAGAAUUCAAGACCUUCAUUCAUUGGUUCAGGUACAUCCGGUCCGACAUCAGUGGCAAUACCGCGAAGGCCUUCUCGCGUGAUGACAUGCGCAUCUUGUCUAUACUCUGCGACAAAUGGAGCGAGGAGAAUCCGGCUUGGCACGAUUGCCGAUACAGCACGAAGCAGCGGAAUCCUCACUACCGGUUGCUUCCAACACCGAGACCUCGAAUAGGCGUGGAUCAGCAGGGCAUUGGCUUCUACGACUGCAGCGCUUGCAAGAACGAAGAAGUGACACCGCUGAGGAUGGGACACGAACGACUUCUCAUGUCUGAAAUCGGGAUCACGAUCAAUCACUCCGUUAUGACUGACGUGCUUGUACUUCCGGCGCCGAUUUGUCCCCGACGACCACGAGUGUUUGACGAACAGUACCAACCCCAAUUCCACGACAUAAAGAAGCCUAUCUAUCGCGAGUUCGAAAGCUGGCACCGUAAUCACGGACGGUGUAUGCAAUGUAUCAUUCGGGCGAUCCGGACGUUCCCCACCUGGAUUAUUGAUAUCGAGGCGACUGAUAUCGAUGGUUACGUGGAUGGCAACCCCAUCUUCGUCAACAUUCCGGGCGACGAGCUCGUAGAGUGGGACGAGACGAGCAGGCGAUGGAGGCUCCUUGUGCGGGAUCAUUAUCGCUGGAUACCUGUCCAGGAGUUAGAGACGAGGCCCAGCGAUAGCGCCGCGGAUCCCAAGAUCGUCAACGGGACAGCUAACACCGAGGUUCCAUUCAAUCCUUGGACUUGGGUAUUACGUCGGUAA